Messenger RNA from Lachnellula hyalina, 1977 nucleotides. Its product is annotated as Secreted protein. Bases 1 to 1977 code for a protein of 658 amino acids. Gene Ontology annotation, molecular function: hydrolase activity. The transcript has 7 exons. Gene Ontology annotation, cellular component: cytosol. Gene Ontology annotation, biological process: nucleotide catabolic process. NCBI's taxonomy places the organism in Eukaryota, Fungi, Ascomycota, Leotiomycetes, Helotiales, Lachnaceae. The record is from RefSeq and is a predicted model, not a curated record.
AUGAGGCUUUCAACUGUCUUCAGCGUAGCUGCCGCCGCCAGCUCUACAUUGGCCUGUGAUUCUUGCUAUGGUCCCUCAUCUGCCGUCGUUCAUGAACGCAAUGUUCGACGAAUGCAACCGGAAGCCAGCAAUGCUACUUCUGGCCCGAAGAGUCCACUUGAAUGGGGUCAAUUGAACUUCUUGCACACCACAGAUACUCAUGGUUGGCUUGAAGGACAUCUCAAGGAGCAGAACUAUGGUGCUGAUUGGGGUGACUUUGUCUCGUUUUCCAGACAUAUGAAGCACAAGGCAGGGAACUUGGGCGUUGAUCUUUUGCUCGUUGACACUGGCGAUCUCCACGAUGGGAACGGACUCAGUGAUGCCGCUCUUCCUAAUGGACUUCUGUCAAACCCCAUAUUUGAGCAGAUUGAAUAUGACGUUCUCACCAUUGGCAAUCACGAGCUGUAUUUGACCAACAUUGCAUAUGAAACCUAUCAAAAUUUCAGUAAGGUCUGGGGCGACAAGUAUGUCACUUCGAAUGUCCAGAUCUACAACCCCGCUACAUCUCAGUUUGAGUACAUCGGAUCAAAGUAUCGCUACUUCACCACUCCUCAUGGUCUUCGGAUCAUGACAUUUGGCGUUCUCUUUGAUUUCACAGGCAACUCAAAUGUCUCAAAAGUCAUCAAGGCUGCAGACCUGGUACAGCAGCAAUGGUUUUUGGAUGCAGUCAAUUUCUCAGAGCCUGUUGACUUGUUUCUUUUAAUUGGUCACAACCCCAUCCAUGGUUCUGGGUCUACUUUUGGUCUCAUUCAUGAUACCAUCAGAAAUUUGCGUCCGAAUACACCCAUUCAAGCAUUCGGUGGACACACACACAUCAGAGAUUUCACGGUCUAUGAUGACAAGAGCACUGGUCUAGAGUCUGGGCGGUAUUGUGAGACUCUUGGGUGGCUAUCGAUGACUGGGAUCAACUCUUCAACCUUCAACGGCAAUUGUAAACCUCGUGGUGUCGCCAAUCCAACACGGAAGGCUACCAACACAUCCACUUCCGGCCUUGUUUACUCCCGGAGAUAUCUGGACUGGAACCGAUUGACAUUCGAGUACCAUGCCACCAACUCCCAGGAUAGCACUUUCGAUUACCACAGCGGUUUGAGAGUUUCAGGCGAUAUUACGGAUGUUCGGAAGAAGCAGAACCUCACGUCCCUCUAUGGUUGUGCACCUGCAACUUGGUGCCAAUCCUGCCAACCCUUUGAAUCUGCUGGAAACAUCUUCAGCCUCGUAGAAACUGCUCUCGGGGCUACUGUGAUCAAUGCUUCUCGAUCUUCCAUUCCUCGAUACAUCAUCCUUAACACUGGAUCGAUUCGAUUCGAUCUCGUCAAAGGGCCUUUCACAUAUGAUGAUAGUUUUAUCGUUAGUCCUUUCACCGAUGCCUUUCAGUAUAUUGCCAACGUCCCUUACCACAUGGCGCACAAAGUCCUCGCUAGUCUCAACGGUGCCACCUUGCCAGACAAGCGCAACUCAGCUGGCUCAACCUGGGGUACUAUGCCCCUCGUAGUCGAGAGAGACUCCUGCGUCGACCCCACUGUUGGUCUUAUAUCCGGAACUACGAGCGAGCUCAAGACACGCGGUAUCUCUCGACGCCAAACUGUCGGCCCGGGAUAUACCACUACCGACGCGUUCGGCACAGAUGGGGAUGACACAAUCCACUCCAAGAUCGCCUCGUAUUCGCAACCUAACUAUGUACAAGGCAACGCUUCCUUCCCUGUCGAUGGCACCACGCCAGCUACUGUUGAUGUGAUAUUCCUUGAUUACUUUGCUAGCAACGUUGUUACUGUCCUGAACGCCAUGGGUGCAAAUUAUACCUCGGCUGAUCGAAGCUACUACCUGGACCAAAGCUUUACUACACAAAGCUACUUGCCUGAGUAUGCCAAGUUGAAUUGGCAGGCCAACGUGCCAAACUGUCCAGUGGGACAAGGUGUGGGAUUCAGCAGUAAGGCUUGA